This is a messenger RNA of Zalophus californianus (California sea lion), 2114 nucleotides long. It is a transcript of the gene SPX, whose product is annotated as spexin hormone. The record is from RefSeq and is a predicted model, not a curated record. Lineage: Eukaryota; Metazoa; Chordata; Mammalia; Carnivora; Otariidae. Gene Ontology annotation, cellular component: cytoplasm. Gene Ontology annotation, biological process: positive regulation of gastro-intestinal system smooth muscle contraction. The coding region runs from base 1 to 348 and encodes 115 amino acids. Gene Ontology annotation, molecular function: neuropeptide hormone activity. The transcript has 6 exons.
AUGAAGGGACUCAGAAGUCUGGUGGCAACAACCUUGGCUCUUUUUCUAGUGUUUUCUUUCUUAGGAAAUUCGAGCAGUGCACCACAGGGACUCGAGAGAAGGAACUGGACUCCUCAAUCUAUGCUCUAUCUGAAGGGUGCACAGGGGCGUCUCUUCAUCUCGGACCAGAGCCGGAAGAAGGACCUCUCCGACCGGCCGCCGCCGGAGAGACGCAGCCCAAAUCCCCAAGUACUAACUCUUCCAGAAGCAGCAGCUCUGCUCUUGGCUUCCUUGCAGAAACCACAAGAAGCUGGAGAAGAAAACUUUGAUCAAACCAGAGUCCUAGAAGACAGUCUACUAAACUGGUGAAAAUAGACCAACUCACAUUUGAAUACAGUUCCAUUCCUGCUGAAAACAUAAAGCAUGUAAAUAAAGCCCUUGGACCCUUUUUACUUCCAUUGUAAUGUUAGGAACAUGCAUAACCAAUUUUAUUCUUUCCAGAAGUAAAGGUAAUAUAGGGUUCUUAGCUGGGGACACCAUGGCCUUCUUUCAUUGCUUCAGGUCCUGUUUAGGUCACCUUGUGUCUUACUCCCAUUCGUAAUUAUAAGGCUAGAGACUCUUUAGAGUGUGCUUUCUAUUUGUUAUAACAAGUAUCCAUCUUAAUCUAGUGAGUUUUAGUUGUUGGCUUUUUCAUUCCUUUACCCCUUGCAUUGUCUUGCACUCAGCAGUGAAUCUCCCUCUCCUUUUCUGCCUUUUUCCCAUCUCCAUGGGGGGUGAGGGGAGAAGCAUGGCAGGAUGGGAAAGAGCAGAGUGUGUUCUCUGAGUAGUUCAUCUUGGAGAUGGAAGUCGUUAAGAAGGGAAGAAGGAGGGAGGUGACUGGGAAGAAGCCCGUGAUAAGAACACUUCACUGUAGUUGCUAAAGGGGGGAGAGGGCGGAUCUGUGAGGCUGGUAGAAGGUUCCUUAGUGGGGCGCUCCCCUUUGUGCUCUUUGGGGAUGUCCCUGAAUUCAGGGGGUUACUGGUAAAUAAGCAGAUGGAGACACUCUGCUCCUGUGUACAUUGUACAAAAGGAACAAACCAGUUUUUCAGAGGCAACUCAUGUUCCACAGCUAAACAGACUCAAAGACUCUGCUUACUCUAACUGACUAGAGCUCUCGGCUUUAUUAUACAUUAAAACGUUAGAUAAAGGUGCCCUGAUAACAUCAGUACUCGGUGAUAUGCCUCAUCUGCUCCUUCUGAAGACUUUUAAGACUAUCUGAAAACACACACACACACACACACACACACACACACACACACACACACACACACUCAUCCACAGUGGGCAUAAUAACCUAUUUAUUCGGAGUUACAAUAUGAUCAACAUGUUAAUUUUUUUGACCUAAGUAGUUGAGAGUUGUUACUGAUAAAUGUCAUAAGUGGAAAGUAUUGUUAAUUCUUACUGUCAUCAGUAUAUAGCCAUUAUUCAGUAGCUAAAGGAUAUCUUUAUGUGAAUGUAUUGGUACUUAGGAGUUACAAUUUCACUGUGUUAUGAAGUCAGAACCCUGCUUAUAAGAUUUGUCUGUAUCUUGUAUCAUAAUUGAAUAAUGAAACUAUAUUCAAGUAAUUGUCACACUGAUCUCUUCCAAAAAAUAAUAUGCUAGCAUUAAAAAAUAUGUGGUAUCAUAAUAGGCACUUGUCAUUUAUUAUGAUUUGAUUUAAGUGGAUUUUCUAGAUAGUGCAUAUGUCCCAUUUGUUGAGAUUUUACUCCUCUGACAUAGAGGUGUACAUACUGGCUAUUCAAACCUUAUGCUCAUUCCAAGACUGUUUUAAAACCCCAACACAUGAAACAAUUCUUCCCACAACUAAAUAGAACAAUCUCAAGUCUUUCACACUAAAACAGAGUUUUUAAAAACCUUUUAAGUGACCAACAACUAUUAAAAUCAUUCAGUAUCAUAUUGGAAGACUAUUAGUAUUGUAUAUAAUACCAAGUAUUAUAGGUGCUUGAAUUCCUUGAAUGUUGUUCUGCCAUACAGAUGUGCUGAUUAACAUAGUAGUUGCAGGCCGCCUGGGUGGCUCAGUUGGUUAAGCAUCUGCCUUCGACUCAGGUCAUGAUCUCAGGUCCUGUAAUUGAGUCCCGUAUCUGGCUCCCUGCUC